Melozone crissalis (California towhee) is the source of this 2326-nucleotide messenger RNA. It is a transcript of the gene SLC25A47, whose product is annotated as solute carrier family 25 member 47. The record is from RefSeq and is a predicted model, not a curated record. Gene Ontology annotation, molecular function: transmembrane transporter activity. The coding region runs from base 190 to 1074 and encodes 294 amino acids. NCBI's taxonomy places the organism in Eukaryota, Metazoa, Chordata, Aves, Passeriformes, Passerellidae. Gene Ontology annotation, cellular component: mitochondrion. Gene Ontology annotation, biological process: transmembrane transport. The transcript is spliced from 6 exons.
GUACGGAUUCGUCCAGUACCCGCAAGGCUCCCAAUCCCCGAGGCAAGGGCAGACUGCAGGAAGUGAUUCCUGUCACAAACCAGUGUUUCUGGAGGACUGGCAGGGCUCUGGGAAGACUGAGCUGGAUCCUCGUGCCCUCCCUUCCUCCCCAGCGCUCUCGGGGUGGUUUCAGCAGCAGCCGCGCUCUGCAUGGAUUUCAUUGCUGGGGCCAUCGGAGGUGGCUUAAGCACAGCUGUGGGUUAUCCACUGGAUACAGUGAAGGUGAGAAUUCAGACUGAGAACCACUACAGAGGAUUUUGGCACUGUGUUCAAGAGACGUACAGGACAGAAAAGGUCCGGGGCUUUUACAAAGGGGUGACCGCCUCAGCCCUCGCUGUAUCAGUGGUUUCCUCAGUUUCCUUUGGCACAUACAAGAACUUCCUCGGCGCCCUCUGCAAGCUGCGCUACGGGGCUGCAGAUGCCAAGCCGUCCAAGCUGGAUGUUUCUCUGGCUGGAGCUGCUGCCGGCGCUGCCCGGGUUGUGCUGACAAACCCCAGUGAGGUGGCUAAAGUUCGGAUGCAGACUCAGAGGGACCCAUGCCCUUCCAGCACACAUCAGCCUGUUUCCAAGCCAAAGUACCAAGGGUCUCUACACUGUCUGAAGGUUAUCAUCAAGGAGGAAGGUUUUGGGGGACUCUACAAGGGCUGUUCUGCAUUACUCUGCAGGGAUUGCUCUGCUUCUGCAGUCUAUUUCCUUUCCUAUUCUGCUCUGUGCGACUGGCUCACACCAGAUGGGACAAAUAAACCAGGUUUCCUUGUUGUGCUGCUUUCUGGUGGUUUUGCUGGAGUUCUGGCCUGGGGAUUUGGUACUCCCAUGGAUGUCAUCAAAUCACGCAUGCAAAUAGAUGAAUCAGACCAGCACAAGUACAAGGGCCUGAUCCACUGUGUGAGGGAAAGUGUGAGAAAGGAGGGAGCAAAAGUGCUUUUCAAAGGACUGGGUUUAAACUGCAUUCGUGCCUUUCCCGUGAACAUGGUAGUGUUUGUAACAUAUGAAGGUGUACUGAGAUUUUCAGAUCAUUAUAUGAACAACAAAUAGCUUGUUCCACUCUGUCCAAAGUGUAUUUUAUUUAUUUAUUUUUUUGUAAGACAACAUCCACAAACAACUGUUGAAUUGGUGGACAGCACAAGAAGCAUGGACAUUUCAGCCCAAAGCUGACAAUUGAUGGCUUUGUUUUAUUCUUACAGGAUUAAAAACUCAUCAGGAAGCCUUGGCUUCAUACAAAACCUCCCUUUUAUCUCAUUAAGGUAUUUAGACUGUGGCUGCUGCUUAGGCCCUUGAAACAUUUGUGAAUUUUUAUGUCCUAAUAAUUUGUUUGUCUGAGCAGGGAUUUUGGUAAAUCAAGUAAUUUUUUUCUACUGGCACAGACACUGAUCCUCCCAACCAAAGGAAGAGCUGGAGGGAGUUUGUGUAAGAUUUAACACUCUCCAGCGUGUGCUCUUUACAUGCUAUGCCUGCACUGCACUCAGCGAGCGACUCUCACAUUUGUGCUCCAGGCUGCAACCUCCCCUUCCCAGCAGUAAUUUUCCCAAAGCACUCUCCAAUUAUAUUCCCUUGGCAGGAGCUGCAGCAGGAAUGUCCCUUCUUUUCCCUGCUGCUCUCUGUGAGUGGCAGCCAUGCUCUGUUUACAUAACCGUGCUAAUGGUCUGGCUGCAGAGCCAGGCAGGCUGUGGGAUUUUCUCCCUGAAAAUCCCUCACACAGCAUCAUCCCUCUCCCCAGGCCAUGGAGCAGCAGCUCUCCAUGGCACAGCCUCCCUUGGCACAGCUUUGGAGGCAGUCUGUUCUCAUCUUGGAGCGAGGGCAGGGAUGGAAGCAAAGCCUCUCUGCUUGGCAGAGGAAAGGCUGCCAUGAAACCCAUGCACUGGAGGGGUUGGGCAAGUUGGAAGAGAGCUGCAAAGUUGUAGAGCAUAAUCAAGAUUCCCAGCUUUUAAAAGUCUAUACUCUUCUCCCUUUAAAUGGUGCUUUUAGCAGCAGCUAAAUGUAUUUUGCCAAAGAUGUAUUUUGAAAGAAUUUCAGACUUUUCUGUUACUUCUUUCUCAUCUUCCUACUACUUAUUUUUCAUUACUUUUUCCUACUUUUUUCAUGAAAGACAGUUGAAAAACCAGUGCCUAUGCUAUUGCUUCAGAAGGAAAAUCCCUAAACCCAGAAAUGUUUGCUCAUUCUGCCUCACAGGCAAUAUAUAUGCUUCUGUUUUAAUCCCUGGAUGACAACACUUGAAGCAUUCUGGAUCCAACCUCUCAGAUUCUGCUAAAAAUGCAUUGAUUGCAUGGAUUGUAUUGACUGUAUUUUA